CAACAACGCUCACAUCACACACAAAACACACCAUGAUCGGCCUCAAGGGACGCUUGAACGUCAUCGACAACUCGGGCGCCGUCAUCGCCGAGGUGAUCAAUGUGAUCAAGGUCAAGACGCGUGCCAAGUCGACCGGACAUGCGAGCGUUGGCGACGAGGUCACCUGCGUCAUCAACAAGGCCCGUCCCAUCUCGCUCGGCGCGGCCACGACCAACGUCCAGAAGGUGCGCCGCGGCGACGUGCGCCGCGCGGUGAUCGUGCGCACCAAGAAGCCACUGCAGCGCGACGACGGGCGUGUGGUCCGCUUCGACGACAACGCCUGCGUCCUCCUCAACAACAAGGGCGAGGUCCUCGGCACACGCAUCACGGGCGUCGUGUCGGCCGAGCUGCGCAAGAUUGACGGCGGUGCCGACCCCAACGGCCGCUGGAGCAAGGUUCUGUCCUUGGCACCAAAGAUCAUCUAGUUGUUUCGUCGCUGGCAUUGAGCAUGUAUUGCAUUACUUAUCGG
Messenger RNA from Vanrija pseudolonga, 508 nucleotides. It is a transcript of the gene mrpl38, whose product is annotated as 54S ribosomal protein L38, mitochondrial. The record is from RefSeq and is a predicted model, not a curated record. Gene Ontology annotation, cellular component: ribosome; mitochondrial large ribosomal subunit. Bases 33 to 464 code for a protein of 143 amino acids. The transcript has 5 exons. NCBI's taxonomy places the organism in Eukaryota, Fungi, Basidiomycota, Tremellomycetes, Trichosporonales, Trichosporonaceae. Gene Ontology annotation, molecular function: large ribosomal subunit rRNA binding; structural constituent of ribosome. Gene Ontology annotation, biological process: translation.